CUUCACACUAAACCGGCACUAUAACCUACAUUUGAUGCUGAAAACAGAGUGGAGGCAGCCAUGGAAGUGAAGGAACGUAGACCCUAUCGCUCACUCACUGCCCGGCAGGACACCGAGCGCCGUUACACCAGCUCCUCGGCCGACAGCGAGGACGGAAAACCCAACCCCAAAUCCUACAGCUCCAGUGAAACGCUCAAGGCCUUCGACCAUGACUCGAGGAUGGCCUACGGGACUCGCGUCAAGGACAUGGUUCACCACGAAGUCGACGAGUUCGGCCGACAAGGGGCAGAUUUCUCUCUUCGAGACCUGGGCUUUGGAGAGGCUCUCCCAUCCCACGUAGCGGCGUACAGGACAGAAAUGGGGCUGCCGCACCGCGACUACUCUGUCAGCGUGGGCUCGGACGCCGACACGGAGACAGACGGCAUCAUGUCGCCGGAGCACGCGGUCAGAUUAUGGGGACGCAGUAACACCAAGUCCGGUCGCAGCUCGUGCCUGUCGAGCCGAGCCAACUCCAACCUAACGCUCACCGACACCGAGCACGAGAACACAGAAAACGACGGAGCCUUUCAGAACCACUCUCGGCUGCGAACGCCUCCUCUACCGCUCUCCCACUCCCACUCUCCCAAUCACCAGCACCAUGCAGCCUCCAUUAACUCCUUAAACAGGGGCAACUACACGCCGCGAAGCAACCCGAGUCCAGCGCCGACCGACAGCUCCAUCCCCCCUGAGGGCCCGGCCAGUGGUCAAGACUCGGGCAGCGCGCAGGACAACUGGCUUCUCAACAGCAACAUCCCCCUGGAAACAAGGAGCCAGAAUACUCUAAUGUUUAUCAGAGAGGAGCAAGACGCUUGCAGAGAAGGGCAGGGCUCGUACAAAACAAGAAACAUAGCAAAGCAGACAUUCCUAGAGACUUUACAGGACAACCUCAUUGAGAUGGACAUUCUGGCAUCAGCACGCCACGAUGCCACGUACAACGAAGGGCACUUCCUGUUCAAGCCAGGUGGAACAUCACCAAUGUAUUGCACAACAUCACCGGGAUACCCUUUGACCUCCAGCACGGUGUACUCGCCUCCCCCUCGCCCUCUGCCUCGAAACACCUUCUCGCGACCUGCCUUCAGCCUGAAGAAACCCUACAAACACUGCAACUGGAAAUGUGCUGCUCUCAGUGCCAUCCUCAUCUCAGUAACACUGCUGUUCCUGUUGGCCUACUUCAUUGCCAUGCACCUUUUUGGAUUAAACUGGCACCUCCAGCCCAUGCAAAGACAAAUGUACCAGCUGUCAGAGGACAAUACAAGUGGCCUACCUUUUCCCACUGACCUGACCUUACCACCACAAGGCAACACAGGUUUGGAAAUACCUGACCGCAGGGGAAAAGAUGACAGCAAAUUGGACAGCUUGUUCCCAGAUGACAGCUAUAUAGAUAUGGGCGAGAUUGACGUGGGGCGCAAGGUCGCGCAGCAGAUUCCUCCUGGUAUCUUCUGGAGGUCCCAGGUCUUCAUUGAUCAUCCCAUGUACCUGAAGUUUAACGUGUCCCUGAGCAAAGAUGCCUUAGUAGGAAUCUAUGGAAGAAGAGGUCUACCUCCAUCACACACACAGUUUGACUUUGUGGAGCUUCUGGAUGGGCGGCGCCUCCUUGCCCAGGAUAUCCACGGUCUAGAAGGCCCCGCGGCCAUGCAGAGGAGCCUGGUACCCAUUACCACACAUGACACGGGCUUUAUCCAGUACAUGGACUCGGGCAUCUGGCACCUGGCCAUCUACAACGACGGAAAAGAAACCGAAACCGUCUCCUUCCUCACCACCGCCAUAGAUUCUAUUGACGACUGUCCCAGUAACUGCUUUGGGAACGGUGACUGUGUCGCUGGAACAUGCCACUGCUUUUUAGGGUUCAAAGGACCCGACUGUGGGCGAGCCGCCUGCCCGGUGCUCUGCAGUGGAAAUGGUCAAUACCUUAAAGGUCGUUGCAUGUGCCACAGCGGCUGGAAGGGCUCGGAGUGUGACGUUCCCACCAACCAGUGCAUAGACAUCACAUGCAGCAACCAUGGGACCUGCAUCGUGGGAACGUGUAUCUGCAACCCAGGCUAUAAGGGAGAAAACUGUGAAGAAGUGGACUGUCUGGACCCGACAUGCUCCGGCCGAGGGGUCUGCGUCCAGGGAGAGUGCCACUGCUUUGUGGGCUGGGGGGGGCCGGGAUGCGAGAGCCCCCGGGCCUCGUGCAUGGACCAGUGCUCUGGACACGGAGCUUUCCUGGCAGACAGCGGAACCUGCAGCUGUGAUCCCAACUGGACGGGCCACGACUGUGCUACAGAGAUUUGUGCAGCGGACUGUGGUGGCCAUGGCGUUUGUGUGUCGGGCACCUGCCGUUGUGACGACGGCUGGAUGGGCGCCGGGUGUGACCAGAGGGCGUGUCACCCUCGAUGCAACGAACACGGCACUUGCAGGGACGGCAAAUGUGAAUGCAGCCCGGGUUGGAAUGGAGAACACUGCACUAUUGAGGGCUGUCCUGGUUUGUGCAAUGGAAAUGGUAGGUGCACUCUGGGUAACAAUGGCUGGUACUGUGUGUGCCAGCUGGGCUGGAGGGGCACUGGCUGUGACACCUCCAUGGAAACUGCCUGCAGUGAUGUCAAGGACAACGAUGGAGACGGCCUGGUGGACUGCAUGGAUCCAGACUGCUGUCUCCAGGCGACCUGUCACACCACCUCCCUUUGCGUGGGCUCCCCGGACCCCCUGGACAUCAUCCAGGAGACACAGAUGUCCUCUACACACAGCAACCUGCAGACGUUCUACGACCGAGUGCGCUUUCUGGUGGGCAGGGACAGCACCCACAUCAUUCCAGGAGCGAACCCCUUCGACGGAAGCCAUGCUUGUGUCAUUCGUGGUCAAGUGGUGACUUCAGACGGGACGCCGCUGGUUGGAGUCAACAUCAGCUUCAUCAACAAUCCAUCCUUCGGUUACACAAUCACCAGGCAGGAUGGAAGUUUUGACUUGGUGACCAAUGGGGGCAUCGCCAUAGCCCUGCGCUUCGAGCGUGCUCCAUUCAUCACCCAGGAGCACACACUCUGGUUGCCGUGGGGACGUUUCUUUGUCAUGGAUACCAUCGUCAUGCGGCAUGAGGAGAAUGACAUCCCAAGCUGUGACCUCAGCAGCUUCACCAGACCCAGUCCCGUGGUGUCUCCGGCGCCACUCACCGCAUUCGCCGGCUCCUGCUCCGAAAGGGGGACCAUUGUGCCCGAAAUCCAGUCUCUGCAGGAGGAAGUGCCCAUUCCAGGGACGGAGAUGAAACUUGGCUACCUGAGCAGCAGGACCCCCGGGUACAAGUCCAUACUGCGGGUGACCCUCACCCACUCGGUCAUACCGUUCAAUCUGAUGAAGGUUCACCUCAUGGUGGCUGUGGAAGGCAGGCUCUUCAGGAAGUGGUUUCCCGCCGCUCCGAACCUCUCCUACGACUUCAUAUGGGACAAGGCUGACGUCUACAGCCAGAAGGUCUACGGGCUGUCUGAGGCGUUCGUGUCUGUGGGGUUUGAGUAUGAGUCAUGUCCAGACCUCAUUCUGUGGGAGAAAAGGACUGCAGUUCUUCAAGGAUAUGAAACGACUGCCUCCAAACUGGGAGGAUGGACCAUAGACAAGCACCACGCUUUAAAUAUCCAAAGUGGUAUUCUUCACAUGGGCAACGGGGAGAACGUCUUUAUCUCCCAACAGCCUCCUGUAAUCGGCAGCGUGAUGGGCAAUGGGCGCCGACGCAGCAUCUCCUGCCCCAGCUGUAAUGGCCUCGCUGACGGAAACAAGCUGCUGGCCCCUGUGGCUUUGGCCUGUGGCUCAGAUGGAAGUCUGUACGUGGGCGACUUCAACUAUGUGAGGAGGAUUUUCACCACGGGGAACGUCACCAGCGUCCUGGAGCUGAGAAAUAAAGACUUCAGGCAUAGUAACAGCCCUGCUCAUAAGUACUACCUGGCCACCAGUCCGGUCAACGGCGCCGUGUACCUGUCAGACACCAGCAGCAGGAAGGUGUUCAAGGUGAAAUCUCUGAAUGUUGUGAAAGACGUCGCCAAGAAUCUGGAGCUGGUGGCCGGCACCGGUGACCAGUGUCUGCCGUACGACGAUACCCGCUGUGGAGACGGAGGGAAGGCUGUGGAGGCCACGCUCACUAACCCCAGAGGCAUUACCGUGGAUAAGUACGGUGUAAUCUUCUUUGUGGAUGGGACCAUGAUUCGUAGGAUUGAUCAGAACGGUAUCAUCUCUACCCUUCUGGGCUUCAAUGACCUGACCUCUGCCCGACCUCUCAGCUGUGAUGCUGUCAUGGACAUCUCUCAGGUGCGUCUGGAGUGGCCCACAGACCUCUCAGUGAGUCCCAUGGAUAACUCCCUGUAUGUCCUGGAUAACAACGUCGUCCUCCAGAUCUCAGAAAACCACCAGGUCCGUAUUGUAGCCGGCCGGCCCAUGCACUGUCAAGUACCUGGGAUCGACCAUUUCCUCAUGAGCAAAGUGGCCAUCCAUGCCACCCUGGAGUCGGCUAAUGCCCUUGCUGUGUCCCACAAUGGCAUUUUGUACAUCGCUGAGUCAGAUGAGAAGAAAAUAAACAGAGUACGACAGGUGUCCACCAACGGAGAGAUCUCCCUCGUCGCAGGAGCACCGAGUGGGUGCGACUGCAAGAAUGACGCCAACUGUGAUUGUUACUCUGGGGACGAAGGCUACGCUAAGGAUGCUAAACUGAAUGCCCCCUCUUCUCUGGCCGUCUGCCCAGAUGGAGAGCUUUAUAUUGCAGAUCUGGGUAACAUUCGUAUCCGCUACGUACGGAAAAACAAGCCCUAUCUGAAUCCACUCAGUAUGUACGAGGUGUCUUCGCCCAUUAAUGAUGAACUCUAUCUGUUCGACUCAAACGGCAGCCACAUUUUCACACAAAGCCUGACCACAGGAGACCACCUCUACAACCUGACCUACACAGGAGUGGGAGAUGUGAGCAGCAUUACUGAUAAAAAUAAAAAUACAGUGAUUAUCCGCCGAGACACCACCGGGAUGCCUCUGUGGCUGAUGGUUCCCGAUGGACAGACGUUCUGGUUCACUAUCGGCACAAACAACGCCCUCAAAACUGUCGCUGCUCAGGGUCAAGAAUUGGCUGUAAUGACGUACCACGGAAGCUCUGGACUACUGGCGACCAAGACAAAUGAAAAUGGAUGGACGACCUUCUACGAGUAUGACAGUUACGGGCGUCUGACUAACGUCACUUACCCCACGGGCCGAGUGAGCAGCUACCGUACAGACGCCGACAGCUCAGUCCGCAUCCAGACAGAGGGCUCCAACAAAGAGGAUAUCACCGUCACCACCAACCUGUCUGCCUCUGGCACCUUCUACACACUCAUGCAGGAUCAAGUUCGGAACAGUUAUUUCAUCGGUCUGGAUGGCUCGCUGCGGCUCGUUCUGGCCAACGGGAUGGAGGUGUCGCUGCACACGGAGCCCCACCUGCUGGCAGGGACGGUUAACCCCACGGUCAGCAAGAGGAACGUCACACUGGCCAUCGACAACGGCCUUAACCUGGUGGAGUGGAGGCAGAGGAAGGAGCAGGCUCGAGGCCAAGUCACGGUGUACGGACGAAGACUCAGGGUUCACAACAGGAAUUUACUAUCACUGGACUUUGAUCGAAUUACUCGAACUGAAAAGGUCUACGACGACCACAGGAAGUUUACGUUACGGAUCCACUACGACCACGCUGGGCGGCCGACUCUGUGGGCGCCGAGCAGUCGUCUGAAUGGAGUCAAUGUGACGUAUUCCUCUGGAGGCCACGUGGCCGGGAUCCAACGAGGAACCAUGUCUGUACGCAUGGAAUACGACCAGAACGGCAGAAUCACAUCGCAGAUAUUUGCAGAUGGGAAAUCAUGGACCUACACGUAUCUCGAAAAGUCGAUGGUGCUCCUGCUCUACAGCCAGAGGCAGUACAUCUUUGAGUUUGACAAAAACGACAGGCUCUCCUCUGUGACUAUGCCCAACGUGGCCCGGCAGACCCUGGAGACAGCCCACUCCAUCGGAUACUACAGAAACACCUACCGGCCCCCUGAAGGGAACUCCUCGGUGCUGCAGGACUACAGCGAGGACGGCCAGUUACUGCAGACUACCUACCUGGGCACCGGCCGCAGGGUGAUGUACAAAUACGGCAAGCUGUCCAAGCUGCUGGAGAUCCUCUAUGACACCACAAGAAUCGGUUUCUCCUAUGACGAGGUGGCGGGCAUGUUGAAAACCGUCAACCUGCAGAGCGAGGGCUUCACCUGCACCAUUCGCUACCGGCAGAUCGGACCUCUGAUCGACAGACAGAUCUUCAGAUUCAGCGAGGAGGGCAUGGUCAACGCCAGAUUUGACUAUGUCUACGACAACAGCUUCCGUGUUACUAGCAUGCAGGCUGUGAUCAAUGAAACGCCACUGCCGAUUGACUUGUACCGAUACGAUGAUGUGUCCGGUAAAACAGAGCAGUUUGGAAAGUUUGGAGUCAUAUAUUAUGACAUAAAUCAGAUAAUUACUACGGCAGUGAUGACCCACACCAAACACUUUGAUGCUUACGGACGCGUGAAGGAGGUUCAAUAUGAGAUCUUCCGCUCGCUCAUGUACUGGAUGAUGGUGCAGUAUGACAACAUGGGCCGCGUGGUCGCCAAGGAGCUGAAAGUCGGUCCUUACGCCAACACCACCCGCUACACAUACGAGUACGACGCCGAUGGUCAACUCCAGGUGGUCUCCAUCAAUGACAAACCUCUAUGGAGGUACAGCUACGACCUCAAUGGAAACUUACACCUUCUUAGCCCCGGAAACAGCGCACGGCUAACUCCUCUACGUUACGACAUCAGAGAUCGCAUCACUCGCCUGGGAGAUGUUCAGUACAGGAUGGACGAGGACGGUUUCCUUAAACAACGCGGCAAUGAAUACUUCGAGUACAACUCUGCCGGACUGCUCGUGAAGGUUUACAACAAAGUGAGCGUGUGGAGCAUCAAGUACCGUUACGACGGCCUGGGCAGGAGGGUGUCCAGCAGGAGCAGCACGGGCCACCACCUGCAGUACUUCUACGCCGACCUGUCCAGCCCCACCAGAAUCACUCAUAUGUACAACCACUCCAGCUCGGAGAUCACGUCUCUGUACUAUGACCUGCAGGGACAUCUAUUUGCCAUGGAGCUAAGCAGCGGUGACGAGUUUUACGUGGCCUGCGAUAACAUAGGAACCCCGCUGGCCGUGUUCAGCGGAUCAGGACUCAUGAUCAAGCAGAUCCUCCACACAGCCUUCGGAGAAGUUUACCUCGACACCAACCCCAGCUUUCAGCUCAUCAUUGGCUACCAGGGAGGUCUUUACGAGCCAAUGAGCCGACUGGUCCACAUGGGCCGUAGGGACUAUGACGUCCUCGCCGGCCGUUGGACAACGCCAAACCAUGAGAUCUGGAAGCGCCUCAACAGCAACCACAUUGUGCCAUUUAACUUGUAUAUGUUCAAGAAUAACAAUCCGCUCAGCAACAAUGAGGAAAUAAAGUGCUACAUGACAGAUGUCAACAGCUGGUUGGUGACCUUCGGCUUCCAGCUCUACAACGUCAUCCCCGGGUAUCGCAAACCCAACACCAACACCAUGGAGCCGUCGUACGAGCUCAUCCGGACCCAGAUCAAGACGCAGGAGUGGGACAGCACCAAGUCGUUGUUGGGCGUCCAGUGCGAGGUCCAGAGGCAGCUCAAGGCCUUCGUGAAGCUGGAGCGUUUCGGUCAGAUCUACAGAGCCAAAAGUGCCGGAUGUCCUCAGACCGAAGACAAGAAGCUCUUCGCCUCCGGUGGUUCCAUCUUCGGGAAGGGGGUGAAAUUCGCCAUCCGAGAGGGCCGCAUCACCACCGACAUCAUCAGCCUGGCCAACGAGGACGGGCGUCGCAUGGCUGCCGUUCUGAACGACGCCUUCUACCUUGAGAACCUGCACUUCACCAUCACAGGCGUGGACACCCACUACUUCGUGAAGCUGGGCUCAGUGGAGGGAGACCUGGCCCUGAUCGGCAUGACAGUGGGCCGGCGUACGCUGGAAACCGGCGUCAACGUCACCGUGUCUCAGGUCAACACGGUUCUGAACGGCAGGACUAGGCGCAUUACUGACAUCCAGCUCCAGUACGGCGCCCUGUGUCUGAAUACGCGAUACGGCAGCAGCGUGGACGAGGAGAAGGCCCGCGUGCUGGAGCUGGCCCGGCAGAGGGCGGUGGCUCAGGCCUGGGCCCGGGAGCGCCAGAGACUUCGGGAUGGAGAGGAGGGCUCGCGAACCUGGACUGAGGGCGAGAAGCAGCAGCUCCUGGGCUCGGGGAGGGUUCAGGGCUACGACGGAUACUACGUGGUGUCGGUGGACCAGUACCCGGAGCUGGCAGACAGUGUGAACAACAUUCAUUUCAUGAGACAGAGCGAAAUGGGCCGAAGGUGACAUGAACAUGAAGCUCUGGAACGACAGACUCAGAUGUAGGACAUGGGACUUCUUGCCAAAGACAGUUGUGUACAUGACCACCUUUGUUUUCGUUGACUGUGCUCAACUCGGUUUUUAAUAUACUGUAAAAAAAAAAAAAAAAAAAAAAAAACAACAACAACAAAAAACAACAAAAACAAAAGAAAAAACAUGGUUGCAAUCAGUUGCACUGUAUUAAUAGAAGAGUGCCCUUCUCCUUUUGAAGAUUCUUUAACAGUCUUUGCCCUUCAAGUGCGACUGCUAGAGGAUGAAAAUUUGCGAUGUCUGUGACUUAUUUUUGUGACUCCAUUUCCUCGUCCCUGUUGGUGAUUCUGUUCAAAGGAAUCCAAGAGGAGUAUUGGUAAUGCAUUUUGUUCACUGGCUCACUCUGCUGCCAGACUCGCAGAUUGUUAUUCACAAGCUUGCUCCAUUCUGCCUUUUUCUGCGCCUCAGCCAAGGAGAUUCCUUCUCUCUUUUAAUCACUUCUUUUUUAUACUUGAAGCCCUCAUAGCCCCAGUCAUCCAUAAAUAAUGAGAGAGAUUCCUGUUGGCGGUAGAGCCCUUCAUCAAAACCGCAGCUGAACUUGUCAAAGCACCUUCAUUUGUGUGAUGUCUUGUAAUUUUUUUAAACAGGAGGCUCGAUGCUCGUCCGUGGUCUUAACUCUGGAGGCCUCGGUGCACCUUGACCGUGCAUGUCGAUGGCCUUCCAUACGAACAACAUAAUUAGCAAACUGCUUGAUCAAGCUUAAACUGUACGGUAAAGCCAACAAAGGGAUGUGAGGUCAACGUUUGAUUUUUUUUAGUUUGUGUGUAUUUUAAUUUCUAAACUGGAAUCUGUUCCGAGGAAGAAAAUGAAAAUUGUUCUCUGCUCCUUUUUAUUUGACUGUGGUCAAACAACUCGAUUCUGAAAAUAUUGAAGAGCCACUCUAUAACGUGGAAUUAAUGUCUGUAUUAAACAAAAAGGUAUUUUACAGGAAUGGUUUUGAAUUACAUUUUAGUUUGGUUUUAUAAAUAGCUAUAUGAAUUAACAGUAUAACAAAUGUGAAUUUAAAAAAAAAUGUGAACUAUUGUCCCUUUUAUUGUUAAUUGUUGUACUUGAACAAUACUUAAGGGUGUUUCAACACAUGGAAUAAACUAUGAAAGAUGGUUUAGUUAAAUCAAUUACUGUGUUUUUCAUUAGACCUACUACAUUUAACUGAUCUCAAAUGCAUAUGAAAGGCAGUGUUUGUUUAUCAGUGAGCUUUAGUCAAUAUUCCUCACCACAAUGUCUACUCAAACCAAGUUCGGGAUAAAAAUAUUUUAAUUAAAAAAAAAAAAAAAAAAAAUGACACAGGUCUCAUCAGUGAUGCAUCCGACAUCAACAUGAUAUGUGUUUAGAAGAAAAACGGCGUCACAUUGCAUUGUGGGUGAGAUGAAGGAUAUAAAUUGCCUUUGGCCUAAGGGCUGCCCGCAGGUCAGCGUUCAAAGUGCUUUCAUUCUCCCACAAUCGGGUUCCACUCGGUCCCAAGGCUGACGGAAACCGCAUUAGACCUGCAGGUGUACUAGUUCCCGUUUACAGACUAAAGGUUGUCUUUAUAUGCCAACCUUGGAAAUAACCCACUCGGACACAUUCUAGCUCCCACAUGUCUGUGUCCUUUCCUGUGGACACCGCAAAGGACAAUUUACUCAUUGGAAAAUGUCAUUAUGUGAAAACUCAAGAGGAGUCAAGACUAUUUUGGAAAUUGUGUCACUGAGUACUUUUUUGAACUAUGCCGAGCCACUGCACACUCUCGACUUUCUUGUCAUAUUUCCAUUCAACUUCUGGACUCGUUUGUGAGUGUAAGGUGGUGGUAAAGGGGCGCAUGAUUGAGUGUCUCAGUCUGUAUAAAGCAAACAGUUAACACCGUUAUUUAUUUUUUUAUUUUUUUCUGCUGUUGGUACAGUGACCGUUUGUUUCCCAAAAAAAAAAUAAAAAAAAUGUAUGUUUAACAUAUGAAUGAAGGAUAUUUGCAUUGUGGAAUAUUGCACUGAGAACUGUUGCGUGAUGAGACUGUAUCUUUUUCUAAAUUUUUUGGACUUGUUUUGAGUUUUGGUUUGUUCUCAACACUGUGUUUUUAGCGCUUCUCUUUGACCGUGUAAAUAUGAAGACAUCAAAGUAAGCUGUAAAUAAAAUGCAAAUGUAGAUACCUCUUAGAGCUACAUCAGUGACCCUGUGUAGUCUUAAGGUAGAAAAAAAUAAAGGGACUAUUUUGUGUUUA
Sphaeramia orbicularis (orbiculate cardinalfish) is the source of this 10663-nucleotide messenger RNA. RefSeq names its product teneurin transmembrane protein 4 (gene tenm4). Gene Ontology annotation, molecular function: cell adhesion molecule binding; protein homodimerization activity; protein heterodimerization activity. Gene Ontology annotation, biological process: signal transduction; heterophilic cell-cell adhesion; neuron development. The transcript has 30 exons. Lineage: Eukaryota; Metazoa; Chordata; Actinopteri; Kurtiformes; Apogonidae. The coding region runs from base 61 to 8409 and encodes 2782 amino acids. The record is from RefSeq and is a predicted model, not a curated record. Gene Ontology annotation, cellular component: neuron projection; membrane.